Paramormyrops kingsleyae is the source of this 2415-nucleotide messenger RNA. RefSeq lists its product as uncharacterized. NCBI's taxonomy places the organism in Eukaryota, Metazoa, Chordata, Actinopteri, Osteoglossiformes, Mormyridae. The record is from RefSeq and is a predicted model, not a curated record.
CAAUUUUCUUUCAAUAUCGCUGCGCUUUUUCGCUUCUUUCUUUUGCGGUUCGGUCGCCGGUGUCGUCGGGAUCACCGCCGCACUUCUCGAGUCUUUUCCUCGACGGGAAAAAGGGAUCUAAAUUUUAUUGCCCGUUCCUGGGGGCGUCUGACACAGGCGUCCUUCCUUACAUCGGGAGACUCGCCCAUCUCGCAUUCUUAGCAGCCAUUUUUCCAGGGGUGCCACCGAAAAGUAGGCCAAUUCGAGGACUUAGGCUGGAAACAGUGAGAAGAAAGCUGCGUGAUGACAACGGACUGUGAUUCACCGCUGUUUAAAAAGCUGGUCAAGGACGCAUGCCCUGUUGCAUCUAUCAGAACAUCAUUAUACAGACAGUAAUAUUUCUGUCUUUAAGUGUAUUGUGUUAUUAACGGAUCCAGGAUGUCCAGUCAUGCGGCUGCUGCCAUCUCCGCCAUGAUCACCAGCCAGGUGUACCCGCAGAUGUGGCGACCGGCACCGCGCCCUGCCAGGCGGAGCCAGAAUCGCAGCCGGCAGCCCAAGGAUCGGGCCAUCUUCUCAAAGGGGAAUACCAAAGCUGUAGGGAGCAUACAGGUUUUAAUCGGAGUUGGAGUCCUUGCCACUGUCUUCUUUACAUACCUAUUGUGGCAUGGCAUCCCGGCUGUUUUCAUCACGAUUUCUUUGGUUUUGAGCAUAAUGUGUAUCAUCAGCGGGGUGGUGUCUGCCUUUGCCAGGGGAAAUAAGCUGAUCAUAGCGGCUGUCGUCACCAGCUCCCUCAGCGCCAUCAUGGCCCUCGUCAGCAUCGUCAUCGACAGCCUUUUUGUCUUCUGCGGCUUGUGUAACGGGAUUCUGCUGUUCCUCUCCUUCCUGAACCUCUUCAUCACUGUGCUGAGUAUAUUUUACGGGUGCAAGGUUCUCUGCCAUGCUGGCACCCAGGAGCCUGUGACCGGCAGACAAGAAGGUUGGAGGGAUGGGUUGUCUAGGCGGGAAGAUGAGAAAAUGCUGAAUACCUUCAUCCUCGGCCCGCAGGCCAAGAACCCUGCUACUCACCAACCGUGAUCUGCAUCUCUGCAUUGGCCGAUGUUUCCUUCCCAGAAUUCCCUGUCCUUUUUACUCCCCCAAGCAAAGGCUUGUUCAUCAGGACACAAGCCUGGUGUUCAGGCCACGGCUGCCUUUGUGCAUCAGGGAUCACCAGAUUCUAACUAAAAUGAUCUAAUACCCAUCAGCAGGUGGUAUAUAAACCUUAUAGAAAAACACUUAUAGACCAAAAGAAUCUCUUAAGAAAAAAAAGGAGAAUGGAAACCAGAAAACUCAGAAUGAUUCUCUAACAGGAAUGCUCUUCAGUGUGCUGUGGCUGCAAAUGUUUUGGUUCAGUGGAAUCAUCUACUGAUGGUCCAGAACAUUCUGACAAAAUGCAGACGUUGCUCCUCGACGCAUCCGAAGGUUCCUUUUAUGAUGUUGCUUGGUGGUGGAGAACAGACUUCUGGGCUGCGGUGUCUGCUGAAUUUAGAGUCACCUCUCACUCCGGAGUGCCAUGUAAGGUGUUUUCCAGCCAUGGUGAAGGUUCCCACCCCAUAUUACAAAAUAAGAUUUUGUACAUAUUUAUGUUUAAGAAGAUAGCUCUGACAUUGUUUUGUUAAAUUAAAUAAAAACCCGAAGUGCACAUCAAGAGCAGAAAACAGCUGAGAAACAUUCUCCAGCUUCCUCAGGAUAGGGUUGCAGAAGUCGUUGGAAUGUUCUAUGGAUCUAGCAUAAAGAGCUCAAUGCUUGGCUCCCGCUAACCACUUGUGGGAGAGGGCAAAGCCUCAGCCUGCCUCAGCCUUUAGGUGCCUUUACUCAGUGGGUCCAACGGGGAAGACCUCCGAGGCGGCCGUCAGCUGUGUGUAGAUGGAAAAUCAGGACAGGUGUGUUGCUUUCCUCACAGAGUGUACUCACCAGCAACUGAGUCCCCGAUCUGACAUGUAAGUGGAUGUUUCGGAAUUCAGUGAAGAGGUGCAUUGUGGGAGGUGGCGGUGUGCUACACCACACCGUGCUAUUUGUAAUCGGUGAGGAAGAAGCAUCCAACCCAGGAUUAACCAUUCCUAGCUUAUCCAAGUUUUGCCUAAUCUUUUUCAUAAUGUUGGCCUUUUUUAACAAGUGUUUUUUUCUCCAGCUAUAUAUUGUAUUGAAUUGGAAUUAACCAAUUUUAAGUACAAUUCCUGUUCCAGUUCAGUAUUGACCUGAAACUUCUUUGCACUGUAUCUAUUUGCUUAGAAUGUUUUUUUUGCACUUUACUUUAUACUCCAUUACCAGUUGUGUCACAUAAGAACAUAAGAACUAUACAAACGAGAGGAGGCCAUUCGGCCCAUCGAGCUCGCUUGGGGAGAACUUAACUAAUAGCUCAGAGUUGUUAAAAUCUUAUCUAGCUCUGAUUUAAAGGAA